UCUUACUAUCUUGCUUAGAGAAAUUGUUUUUGGUUGGAGUCAAAAUUAUCAAUUUAAAUAUGGACAAACUACACUUGACGAUUCAAAAUUCAGGAUACAAAAUUUAUCUGGUUUUUUCGUCAUCCCCCAAACAUGAGUACAUACUAAAUAGAGGUUGUAUUGUAACUACAGGGAAAUCUACGCAAGAUUCCGUGCUUCGUACAAGGAAAAAGAUGACGUUCAUACGAGACUUAUGCGAAGAUACGAGGACAUACCUUCUUGGUGGUUUUAUAUACUACUAGCAGUGACGCUUGCAGCUUCUCUAAUACUCUGCAUCUUCUUGAACGACCAAGUUCAGAUGCCAUGGUGGGGGCUCAUCUUUGCUAGUGUCAUUUCCUUCACGUUCACACUUCCGAUCAGCAUCAUUACAGCCACAACAAACCAGACACCAGGUUUAAAUAUUAUCACAGAGUAUGUUAUGGGUAUAAUAUACCCAGGAAGACCGAUUGCUAAUGUCUGCUUCAAGACCUACGGCUACAUGAGCAUGGCACAGGCUGUCUCUUUCCUCAGUGACUUCAAGCUAGGCCACUACAUGAAGAUUCCUCCGAGAUCUAUGUUUAUAGUUCAGUUCUUGGGAACAAUUAUUGCUGGCACCGUCAACAUUGCUGUGGCUUGGUGGCUGCUUACGUCUAUUACAAACAUAUGCCAAGACGAUCUGCUUCCACCAGACAGCCCGUGGACAUGCCCUGGAGAUAGAGUCUUCUUCGAUGCAUCAGUUAUAUGGGGUUUAGUGGGACCGAAAAGAAUUUUCGGAAGUCUUGGAAAUUAUAGUUCAAUGAAUUGGUUCUUUCUUGGAGGUGCAAUAGGGCCCGUCCUAGUUUGGUUCCUCCACAAGGCGUUUCCGAAACAAUCUUGGAUUCCCCUAAUAAACCUUCCUGUCCUUCUAGGAGCAACAGGUGCUAUGCCGCCAGCAACACCAUUAAAUUACAAUGCCUGGAUCAUCAUCGGAACAAUUUUCAACUUCUUUGUUUUCCGCUACCGCAAAAUCUGGUGGCAAAGGUACAACUACAUUCUUUCGGCAGCUCUAGAUGCCGGAGUAGCUUUCAUGGCGGUUGGGCUCUAUUUCACACUGGGCAUGGAGGAAAAAGGAAUAGAUUGGUGGGGUACUAGUGGAGAGCACUGCAAACUAGCAACUUGUCCAACUGCUAAAGGCAUACGAGUUGACGGCUGUCCCAUAUACUAAUGUAAUUGUACUUAGUAUUUUCCACUAUUUCUUUGGUAUCAGGGAUAACUAUAUGAACUCCAUAUGUAUGAAAAUCAUCAAUCUUAAGAUAUAUUCCAAAAAUUACAGGAAA
Molecule: messenger RNA, 1334 nt
Organism: Erythranthe guttata (spotted monkey flower)
Lineage: Eukaryota; Viridiplantae; Streptophyta; Magnoliopsida; Lamiales; Phrymaceae
Source: RefSeq, a predicted model, not a curated record